AUGGGCCAGGAAGGGGAUCCAGGCAUAGCAGGUUACCAGUUUAUUCAUUUUAUUCAGAAUCACCUCAUUGGUGUGAAGGGUCACAUGGGACCGCAGGGCCCACUGGGACCUUCUGGACCAAAAGGCGAAAAGGGAGAACAAGGAGACGACAGUAAAUCGGAGGGUCUUCCAGGUCCCCACGGUGACAGAGGGACCCCCGGGGUCAGAGGUGAGCGAGGAGAGCCCGGUGACCCCGGACACGCCGUAAAUGCCAAAAAGCUGAAAAUGAAAUGCAUUUCUCAGGGUCAAACAGGCGUGGACGGACCUAGAGGUGAGGCUGGCGUCCCAGGGCUUCCUGGGGAGCAAGGGGAAGAUGGAAAAGAGGGAUUACCCGGACGAACCGGGCUCCAGGGGGAGAGGGGCAUGAUGGGGGUCCCAGGAAGUCAAGGGUCCUUUGGUCCCAAGGGCGAGAGGGGUCAGCAUGGUCAGGCCGGUCCAGCCGGGAAGAGAGGCUCCGCGGGUGGAAUGGGGUUGCCCGGGAAACAAGGACCCCCAGGAGCAAAAGGACAACCAGGCGAUAGCGGUCAGCAAGGAUUCCCGGGAGUGUUUGGCUUGUUUGGACCGAAAGGACCCCACGGUGACAUUGGCUCGGCGGGGAUACAGGGACCGAAAGGGCCACGGGGCUUGAUGGGCGUGGACGGGACUCUGGGCCCCGCCGGCAUCAUCGGGCCCAGCGGUCAUCCGGGAGCCCAGGGUGAGAAAGGAAGUCGGGGGGAGACGGGAUCUCCCGGUCCUCGAGGACCACCUGGACCACCAGGUCAGGAGAUCCUGAAGAGCCUGCAGCACCUCAGCUCUCUGGUCCAGAGUCUGCGGACCCCUCUGGGCACCCGCCCCCAUCCGGCCCGGAUCUGCAGGGACCUGCACAGCUGCGAGCAGCGGGUGCACGACGGAACCUACUGGAUUGACCCCAACCUGGGCUGCCGGGCGGACAGCAUCCAGGUGACCUGUAACUUCACCAGCGGGGGACACACUUGCCUGAAACCUGUCGCGGUCUCCAAGCUGGAUUUAGGCGUGGGUCGCAUCCAGAUGAACUUCAUCCACCUUCUGAGCACCGAGGCCACGCAGCACAUCGUCGUCCACUGCCUGGACACGCCCGUGUGGGCAGCGGCGCCCUCCUCACCGCCCUCGCCCGCAGCCGUGAGCUUCAGGGCCUGGACGGGGGAGAGGAUCCGGGCGGGGGACCUGCUGGAGCCGCUGGUACCCCGAGACGACUGCUGGAUGAAAGACGGGCGCUGGCACCAGACUCACUUCGUCUUCCAGAGCCCGGACCCCGACCUGCUCCCCAUCGUGGACGUCGUGCACGACCUGCCGGGGGGGGGGCUCCACCUGGAGGUGGGACCGGUGUGCUUCCUGUAG
Molecule: messenger RNA, 1395 nt
Organism: Menidia menidia (Atlantic silverside)
Lineage: Eukaryota; Metazoa; Chordata; Actinopteri; Atheriniformes; Atherinopsidae
Source: the annotation of a GenBank genome assembly